AAAUAGCAGAAACACAAACCAUCUGUGCCACGAGAUUGAAUAGCAAGAUAGUAGGGAUGAUAGAGCUGCAGCGAAGGCUUCUUACAUGGAGUCCUUGCCCCCUCUUUCUUUCCCCGUCCACCCAUUACUCCAAAGCCUUCAAUAAGCUCCGAAGUCCCAUUAUUUCUUUCACGAUCUCGGCGACUGUAGAGUCCGUGACUGAAAAGCAGCUAACGGCCAGGGAGAGAAGGCAACUGAGGAAUGAGAGGAGAGAGAGCAAGGCCGCCUACAACUGGAGAGAAGAGGUGGAGGAGAGGCUCGUCAAGAAACCCAAGAAGCGCUACGCUUCUUGGACCGAAGAGCUCAAUCUUGAUAACCUCGCUUUGUUGGGUCCACAAUGGUGGGUCGUCAGAGUCUCCAGAGUCUCGGGUCAAGACACUGCUGACCGCCUGGCCCGAGCCCUUGCCCGAAAUUUUCCCGCCCUGGACUUCAAGGUUUAUGUUCCAUCUGUUCAAAAAAAGAAGAAAUUGAAGAACGGAUCAAUCUCAGUCAAACCAAAAGCCCUCUUCCCUGGGUGUGUGUUCUUGAGGUGUGUACUAAACAAGGAUGUACAUGACUUCAUAAGAGAAUGCGAUGGUGUUGGAGGCUUUGUUGGAUCCAAGGUCGGAAAUACAAAGCGACAGAUUAACAAACCAAGGCCAGUAGAUGCUGAAGACAUUGAAGCAAUAUACAAGCAAGCUAAGGAGGAACAGGAUAAAGCAGAUCAAGCUUUCUUGGAGGAACAUGAAGGUCACAGAACAUCAGAUUUUGAGAAGCUAAAUUUGGAUGCCCUUCCAGCCUCACUAGAUGACGUAGAAUCUAAUACCUCUGUGGAGGCUCAAGGUCGAUCAAGAAAAACUACGAAGCCUCCUUUAGGUUUUCAAUUAGGUGGAAACAGUGUUAAACUUCUUGUGCCAGGCUCAAAAGUUCAAGUUGUUUCUGGGGCGUUUGCAGGAUUUUCAGGCAUCCUUAAGAAGUUCAAUAAGAAGAAAGCAUUGGCGACUGUUAGCUUUACCUUGUUUGGCAAAGAAACUUUAGCUGACUUGGACGUCAAAGAGAUUGUAGCUGAGAAAAAUUGAUUUCUGAAGCUGGGCAUCAAAUUUUAAGGUUGUAUGUUUGCUAACAACAAACAAUAAUUGUUGUCCAUUGGGUAGUAGCAUACCACUCCCGCCUCCCAUACUAUACAGAUGCAUGGGCACAUUGUGCCUAGCUCAAUGUAAUGCUUAUGAAAUAUAAUAGCAGAUAGCACAUAUGUUCACUGUAAGCCAAAUUGCUGUGACAAAGUCAAUUUACACAAUGUCUUUUUGACUUGAGUAUUCCCGCCUGUACUUCAUCUAUUUGCAUUAAGUAAUGAGUUUCUGAAUCAA
Messenger RNA from Coffea eugenioides, 1385 nucleotides. RefSeq lists its product as uncharacterized. The coding region runs from base 57 to 1097 and encodes 346 amino acids. The record is from RefSeq and is a predicted model, not a curated record. The transcript has 4 exons. Gene Ontology annotation, biological process: DNA-templated transcription elongation; transcription elongation-coupled chromatin remodeling. NCBI's taxonomy places the organism in Eukaryota, Viridiplantae, Streptophyta, Magnoliopsida, Gentianales, Rubiaceae.